This is a messenger RNA of Calypte anna (Anna's hummingbird), 3431 nucleotides long. It is a transcript of the gene FZD4, whose product is annotated as frizzled class receptor 4. Gene Ontology annotation, biological process: canonical Wnt signaling pathway; retina vasculature morphogenesis in camera-type eye; non-canonical Wnt signaling pathway. NCBI's taxonomy places the organism in Eukaryota, Metazoa, Chordata, Aves, Apodiformes, Trochilidae. The transcript is spliced from 2 exons. Gene Ontology annotation, cellular component: plasma membrane. The coding region runs from base 90 to 1550 and encodes 486 amino acids. The record is from RefSeq and is a predicted model, not a curated record. Gene Ontology annotation, molecular function: Wnt receptor activity; Wnt-protein binding.
UGCUGGCCGUGCUCCUGGCGGGGCUGCUCGGCGGGGUUCGGGGGUUCGGCGAGGAGGAGGAGCGGCGCUGCGACGCCAUCCGCAUCGCCAUGUGCCAGAACCUGGGCUACAAUGUCACCAAGAUGCCCAACCUGGUGGGACACGAGCUGCAGGCGGACGCGGAGCUGCAGCUCACCACCUUCACCCCCCUCAUCCAGUAUGGCUGCUCCAGUCAGCUUCAGUUCUUCCUUUGUUCGGUCUAUGUCCCGAUGUGCACGGAGAAGAUUAACAUCCCCAUAGGUCCCUGUGGUGGCAUGUGCCUCUCAGUCAAAAGGAGAUGUGAACCCGUUCUAAAAGAAUUUGGAUUUGCCUGGCCAGACAGCCUAAACUGCAGCAAAUUCCCACCCCAGAAUGAUCACAACCACAUGUGCAUGGAGGGUCCAGGAGAUGAAGAAGUUCCCCUUCAUAGCAAGACCUCCUUGCAGCCGGGAGAAGAGUGCCACAGCAUGGGAUCUAACUCGGAUCAGUACAUCUGGGUGAAGAGAAGCUUGAACUGUGUCCUGAAGUGUGGCUAUGAUGCUGGUCUCUACAGCAGGUCAGCAAAGGAGUUCACAGAUAUCUGGAUGGCAGUGUGGGCCAGUCUUUGCUUCAUCUCAACUGCCUUCACAGUCCUGACCUUCCUGAUUGAUUCAUCGAGAUUUUCCUACCCGGAGCGCCCAAUCAUAUUUCUGAGCAUGUGCUACAAUAUUUAUAGCAUUGCUUAUAUUGUGAGGCUAACUGUGGGCCGGGAAAGGAUAUCCUGUGAUUUUGAAGAGGCAGCAGAACCUGUUCUUAUCCAAGAAGGUCUUAAGAACACAGGAUGUGCUAUAAUUUUCUUGCUGAUGUAUUUUUUUGGGAUGGCUAGCUCCAUCUGGUGGGUUAUUCUCACACUGACGUGGUUUCUGGCUGCAGGACUCAAAUGGGGCCAUGAAGCUAUAGAAAUGCACAGCUCUUAUUUCCACAUUGCAGCCUGGGCUAUUCCUGCAGUGAAGACCAUUGUGAUUUUAAUUAUGAGACUGGUAGAUGCAGAUGAGCUCACAGGUCUGUGCUACGUUGGGAACCAGAACCUCGAUGCGCUGACGGGCUUUGUCGUCGCUCCGCUUUUUACUUACUUGGUCAUUGGGACUUUAUUCAUUGCAGCGGGACUUGUGGCUUUGUUUAAAAUCAGGUCUAAUCUUCAGAAAGAUGGAACUAAAACUGACAAACUGGAAAGGCUGAUGGUCAAAAUUGGUGUCUUUUCAGUGCUGUACACCGUCCCAGCAACAUGUGUCAUUGCCUGCUAUUUCUACGAGAUCUCCAACUGGGCCGUAUUCCGCUAUUCAGCAGAUGAUUCCAAUAUGGCAGUGGAGAUGCUCAAAAUCUUCAUGUCCCUCCUGGUGGGUAUUACAUCAGGUAUGUGGAUCUGGUCAGCCAAAACUCUGCACACGUGGCAGAAGUGCUCAAACAGACUGGUGAACUCAGGGAAAGUGAAACGGGAGAAGAGAGCAGAUGGUUGGGUGAAACCUGGAAAAGGGAACGAGACCGUGGUAUGAGAGAAAGACAACACCCUGAUGGUCUCACUGCUCUCCUGGGAAGGACUGGUCAUGUGUAAGCAUUGCCAUGUAAAUGUUGGAAGUAGAGUAGUGAGAUGGUUACACAACCUGUCUCUAGGGGAUGGGGAAAAAAAAGCCUUAACAAAUACACAGCAGAAAGAUCAUGCUGCAGAUACAAUAGCCAUAAACCAUGCUGCCCAAAAUAGGAAAGCCCAGAGAGGCUUCAAAAACUGUGAAAUAUCCAAACACGUUAUCUUUUUUGGUUUUGUUUUUUUUAAAGCAGGCUGCAAUAUACUGAAGUCUUCAGAAGCUGAGGGACUGUAGUCCAUAGCUGUGGGAUGUUGUUUUCUUUUCAUUGUCUUAUAGCUGAUGGAGGAAAGGUGGUCUGGGGCCAAAUUCUGGGCUGAUUUAGGUUCAGUUUAUCAGAAGGUGGAGCACCCGGGAUCUCAGAGUCUUCUUUCUGAGUUCAGCCCUGUGAAGAAGGUGCUUCCCCAGGGGGAUGUCUGUAUGCCCUGGGGAAUUCUUUUGCUCCUACAUGCUGCACAACUCAGCCAAUGAUUGGGACCUCCAACAAAUACCAAGUGGACUUUUCAGGUCUGAGAGUUAACCAUGAUGAGUAGGAUUGAGUGAAGUAUUAGUCAGGAUGAUUUUUUAAGUCAUCUGAUGGUCUCAAUAAUUUUGACUCAUUCUUUUUACCAUCUGUAACCUGGUUUGAAUUGAGAGUUGGCUCUGCCUUGCAGUGAUUUGGACCUCCCAAGGUUCCUUUCCACCUGAAUUAUUCUGGGGUUCUAUGAGUAUUUCUAAUUUUGUAAAAGCUUUAUUCAAGGAUGUUAUUAAAAUUAGAAGAGUCAGUGGGAGCUAGGAAACCAUGUAUGGUUGUCUGCAUUGGUUAUUGUUAUCUGUCUGCCUCUGUUCCUGUCCCUUCAGGUGCUCCAGUGGACUACUUUAUUCUGCUGCUUUAAUAGCUUUAAAUAAAGUCUUACAUUCUACUGUUCCUUCCUCCUGGAAAGCAAAAAAUUAGUUGAGGGUCUCUUCCAACAAUGCCAGUUUUCUCCAAGUAAACUUAAUCUGGCUCUCUCUGGAGACCCGUUGCAUGAAGCAAUUAAGUCUUAAUAUAUUUAAUUCAGUGUGAUGUUAUCUCUGCAGACGCCAGUCUGGGGAGAAGCAAAAUGUUAAGUUCCUUGGCAACCUCAAGUUCACACAGAUCAGUUGUACAAUUAUGUGUGUCAGUUACAAUUAAAAGAACAUUCUUAGCCCAUGACAUCGCAGUACACCCUCACAUUAAUGCUCCAAUUGCUCACUGACAGCUAUGGAGAUUUUUUUUUUUAAAUAUAUAUUUAUAUGCAGAAUGUGAGCAGACAUUCAGUCCUCAGGAAUCACAAGAAACAAUUCCAGUUUUUGUGAAGAGUUCCCAAGAGAAGAGAACUGACUUCUUGUUGAAUAAUAAUGUUUCAUAGCAACUGUUGAGUUUUCUUAUUAUUUUAUUUAUAUCUACUGGCUUGGGCUCAUGAUGAGCUUGGACCUUGUUUUGGGGGCUUGUUUGGCUGGUAAUUAGAAAGGUGAUGCAAACAGAAGUAGCCCAGAAACCCUUAAGAGAACAUGGUUCUGUUGCUCUAGCCAUUUGGAGGACCUUAGGUGUGCCCUAAAGUUUUGCUUCAUUGGCUUAUCUGAAUCCUGGCCAGCAUCUCCCCCGUGCCCCAACUGGCACAGCCUCUGAGAACAGACAUUACUUCAGUCCUUGCUCUUCACACAGGUGCCCCAUCUGCUUCCUAAACCACAGUUCAUUCCAGCUCUGGCUGUGAGCACUAAUCUGUCCCAGGAACAUGUAUUGUUUCAAUGUCAAUGUUGAAGCAUGUGCUAGAGUGCAUUAAAAAAAAAAAA